This is a messenger RNA of Drosophila ananassae, 6385 nucleotides long. RefSeq names its product serine-rich adhesin for platelets. Lineage: Eukaryota; Metazoa; Arthropoda; Insecta; Diptera; Drosophilidae. The transcript is spliced from 4 exons. The record is from RefSeq and is a predicted model, not a curated record. Bases 945 to 4511 code for a protein of 1188 amino acids.
GAUGGCAAGAUCAAUGGAGACCUUUUAGUUCCAGGUCAUCAGUGGGCGGGAGUACACGUAUUUGCUUUUCUUGCGCGCACUGAACAGUUAGAUCCGAUAACGGGACCUAGUGUAAAGUGACGCCAAUACGCAAUUGGCAUUUAAUUUUCUGCAAUAAAAAGUGAGUUUUAAUUGGCCGAUUAAACAGAUUUAAUUGCCUUAAAGUGAAGAAGAAGAGUGUUAAUAAAAGUGGAAAUAGUGCAUGAAAUAGUUUAGGCCGUAAGUGGGCCUAAAAUCUAACCUGAAAAAAAGCCAAGAAAAAAAGUGGAAAGAAAAAUGAAAAAAAGAGAAGAAGAAGAACUAUUACUGUAACGAGCAUUAGGGUGGCCCUUGCCACGCCACUCUCCACGCCCACGCCCACUCUCCCCUCCCCCCCCUGGUCAUUCUUAUCAGCGUUGCACGUUUUUAUCAUAAAUUUUACACUCGGCUUGCAAUUUUAUGCUCGUUUUUGGUGUUUUUUUUGUUAUUUUUUUAGUAGCCCGGCCAGGCUGGACAUUAAAAAGCCAGACAACGCCAUCGGAUUUGGUUCUUGUUGAGUUUUUUUUUUGUUUUUUGGGGUGGUCCCCAUUAAAAUACUUUUUGCGAAGGCCUGACGAGAGAGAGGGAAGUGAGAUGGGGAAUGGGGGAUGGUGGGGGAGAUGGGCACAUCGAUAUCCCAUUUAUUGUUUAUCAAUUUUACGAGGAGGCCAAUAAACACGAAACGAAAAAAAAGGAGAGCCCAAGUGCCGGCCGGAUUUGCUUUUUGGCUUUAAAAAAAGGCUACACGCAGAGAAAAUAUGUGGCAGUGGCAGUCACUAUAUAGUGGAUAUAGAGGAUAUAUAACUGUAAAGGAUAUACAGGAGAGAUAGACAGGAAAGGAGUGAGGAAGGACUGAGCAAGGAGGCGGAGGCGGUGGGCGGGGCAACAUGACGUCGUCAGCAAUAAAUAAAAGAGGACGCAGAGUUGCCAAUGCGUUCCAAUUUCUGGCAAUUGUUCUCUAUUGCUUCUGUCUAGUGCAUGGCCAACAGCAACAACAACAACAACAACAGAAGCAACAACAACAACAACACUUGAAAUACCAACAAUUGCAAUAUCAAAUGCAACAACAAUAUGAAUACCAACAACAACAGCACUUUCAACAGCAAUUCCAACAACAACAGCAGCAGCAACAACAAAAGGAGAAGCAUCAACAACAACAACAACUAACACCAACAACAACAAUCGCCCAGCAGCAACAUGAGGAGUCCUUCGAGUCCUUGCUGUCCACUCAGCCAUCUCAGCUCCUGCAGACUGGCGUCUCUUUGAUUGUGGAUGAUGGCAAGAGCUCCUCCUCCGGGGAUGGUUCUACGGCCGGGACCGGAAGACGACGCACUCCCCAGUUGGCCGCCAAUCGAAAGCGAAAGCGUCGCCCCCAACUCCCACUGGCCACCAUGGGCGCCACCGAGGAGGAGAGCCCGGAUCCGGCCUACUGGCGCGGUCAUGUCGAGGACGAUGCCGAUGCCCUAAGGCGGCGAAAGCCACAGCCAGGGACACUGACCAUCAGGGAGAACCUGGACAGCAAGGACUCCAACUCGCAGGGCACUAAUCCCAGCAAGUCCUACCGCCGUCCCUACGGACAGGCCAAGAAGGACCAAGAGGGAGUAGCAGGAGGAGGAGCAGGAGCUGGAGGAGGAGCUGGAGCUGCCCCCACCUCCAAGACAGCGGUGGACCUGAAGAACAUCCUGAAGAAUUCGGGCGGCCUGAGCCUCAGUGAGAUUCUGCAGCAGAAGAAUCUAUCGCUGGACGAUCUGCUGAAGGGGAAGCAGAAUGCCCUGCUGGCCCUCCAGACCACAGCGGUGGCGCCGCCCCAGGCCACCAUCUACACGGCCGAGGAGCAGCUCCACAAGGCCGUGAGUCCGGGGCAGCAGAAUAAGCAGAUUGUCCGGCGACUGCCGGCGGGCUAUGCCACCACUAGCACCAGUGGGCAUGAGGAGGAGCGGGAGAAGAACAAGGCCAAGUACCCGCCGGCACUGCAGCGCCUGAAGCUCUUCGGAAGCUCCUCGCGGGAGAGCAGCAGCUCCAGCCGACGUCCGGUUAGUAGCACCACAGCACCGCCAUCCAGCAGCACCACUAGCGGCACCACCCCCACCACCACCCGGAUACCCCUCUACAAGAAGCGACAGCAUCUGCGCUCCACCCUGAAGCCACCGGGAUUGUUUAAGGCAAUAAGUAGCACCACUAGCACCACUCCACCACCACCACCACCACCUGUGACCACUCAGCAGCUGGAGAUGGAGACUAGCACCACUACUAGCACUACUAGCAUUCCGGUGGCUUAUCCGGAGGAGGAGCCCAGUGACCUGGAGAGCCAUGAGAACCAGGACAUCCCCGAGGAGGCCGACGAACAGCCUACAGACUCCAGCGAAGCAGAGUCGGGAGAGAGUCACCACCAGACCGAAGCACCGCCAGAGGAGAUGGCAUCCUCCCCAGAACCCUCCUCUUCGUAUCCGGGCGGGAAUCCUCGCUACCGGCUGAGGAACUCCAGCAUUAAGGAGACCACCAAGCGGCUGAAGGACAACUUCAUAGUGGAGAGUGGCGAGGAGAUGGAGGCCAGUGGCAGUGUCAGUGUCAGUGCCAGUAGCACCACAGAAGCACCAUCACCAUCACCAUCACCUUCACCCUCAGCAGCACCACCCGGAGCAUCCCGGAGCAGCGAGGAGCUGAUCUACAACGACGACGAUCUGGAGAACUUCUUCGACGAAGUGGAGAGCAACAGCCAUCAGACGCGGGUCAGGAAGCCCGACGAGGAGUCCUCCCCGGAGCUAUUGCCCUCGCCCUCCUUCGAGCCACCCACUAGCACCACUACCACCACCACCCAGAAGAGGAUCCCCUCCGCCCAAAUGAAUCUCAUAGACGAUGUGGACGAUAGGACGGAUCUGCUGGAACUGAUCGAGGACCGGAGAUCGGGAAAUAGACUCUUCAAGGUGCUGGAACAGCGCAACAUGACUCUGGAGGAGUUGAUCGAGCACCGGAAGCGGGGAUCCAGCCAGUUGCAUCUCUCCACGAUUGUUAGCGGCGAUGAGCACUCUCGCUUGUAUCCCGGCCAGAAGGUGAUCCUCCAGGACAACAUGGACAUUGUAACGGCGUUUGAGAACUUUCCGCACUUCAAUCUGAUGGACCUGAAGAGCGUCAAGCCCGAUGAGAUCAAGACGGACUCGCAGGGCUCCAGCUACUUCACCUCCAUCAUCGACAUCGAGCCCAACGAUGAGGUGAAGCCGGGCUUCGGAGGAGCAGGAGGAGGAGGAGCCGGAGUGUCCGGCAGAGGAGCGCCAGGGAGUCGAGGACCCACCUACGCCCAGACAGCUGUCUCCUCGUCCUCGUCGCCCGGCGGCACGAUAACCAUCAACCAGAGGGGCGAGAAGUCGCUGGGAUUCUUCCCGUCCUGGAAGACCCUGGCCCUGGCAUCCCUGGCCACGGCGACGGCCGCGGAGGACCGGAAUCCCUACUUCCUGCCGCCGCCACGCCUCCUGUUGGACGGCGGGGGCGGGAGCAGUUCCCAGGAGCAGUCCUUUAAUCCGGAAUCGGACCUGGGCGGAGAACCGACCAGCAUCGAUAUCGAUCUGGGCGUGAGUCCCUACGGAUCCUCGGGCAACUCCUCCAACACGAUGGACAACGCCCGGCUGCCGUUCAACAACGAUGUGAUCGAGGAGAUCGAGAACGAGGUGGCCCGGGCCCACGAUCUCCUGGAUCUGGAGCUAUCCGGCCCCGGAUUCCAUCGCAGUCCGGCAGCGGCGGCCGCCACAUCCGCCGUCUCCCAGCAGCACCUGAGCAGCCUGUACUCCAGUAUGCCGUCGGGCAUCCGGUCGGCCCUGGUGGCCAGCACGGCGAUUGUGGUGACGGCACUGGCCACCUUCCUGGUGGUGUUUGUGGUCUGCCGGUGGAAGCAGCAGCGGCGGCGGAAGAGCAGCUACCUCCGCACCUACAACGCCAUGAAGAGCAAGUUGCCACAGAUGCCGCCGCGGCACUCCGGCCCUGCAUCCGCCGCUGCCUCCAACUCGGCCUCGAUGCGCCAUCACAUGGAGGAGCUGGGCAUGGGCAUCGGAGUGGGAGUGGGCACUGGAAGUGGCAAGAAGCGACCAGAGAAUGGGGGUGGAGGUGGUGGACCUGGGCAGAUCACUAGCAUCUCCACAUCGGUGGCCUGCUGCACGCCCGUCCACCAGUUGCAGCGCCAGAGCUCCCUGCUCUUUGCCAGGGAUGGUUCCGCCACCUUGAGCACGGCCACCUCACUGACCACCAGUGCUGGAUCCGCCACGACGUCAAGUGGCAACAAAAACUGCACCACCACCACCACCACUACUUCAGCAUCUAAUCCCGCCCUGGAGUCGGCCAUCAGUGGGCGUGGCCUGGCCAUAUCCCUGCGCAACGCCCACCAGAAGCUCAACACCAUGGAUCCCAACUCCCCGGAGGUCCAGGAGUAUCUAUUCGACACUCUGCGCAAGUCCUUCGACAAUUAGGAUCAGGAACUAGUGCUAGACCUUAGAGGUAGUCCUGCUAACAGACCACAUAGACCGUUGUUUAGGCCAAGUUUUAUAUACACACCCAUACACCCACACACCCAAAUGGCACACACACACAUCCAAACACACACACACACUCGAGGAUCAAGAGUUAGUCGUUUAAUUAGUUUAAGGAGGAUAUUUUUUUUGUGGAGAGAAGGAAGGAAGGAAGGAACAUUCUGUGAGAGAAAGUAUAACUAACAAAAAAAAAAAAAAACUAAGAAAUAUUAUUAAAAAAAAAAUACAAAUACAAACAAAAGUGAAAAUACACACAUACAAGACAGUGGAGGGCAUAAAUGUAGGGCUCAAGGGAAGUCUUUUCAAUAAUUAGAUAUUUGAAAAUAUAUUUCAAAACUUUUAUUGAAAAAGAGUCUUUAAUUUUAUUUAUUUUUUAAUAAUAUUGUUGUAAAAUAACUCUGAAAUUGUAAUUGGAAUUAUAAAUUUAUUUAUUUAUUAUAUAUUUUAAAACAUUUUAAAGUUUUAAGUUAAAUUUUUUCACAAAAAAGUGUGAAAAAUAACUUCAAAAACUAUAUUUUUUGAUUUUUUGGUAUUUUUUUCAAUAAAAAAGUAUUAUUUGAAAAUGUUUUUUAGAAAAUUAAAAAUUAUACAAAUUUUUUAUUGAUAACUUAUUUGGAAAAAGGUAUUUUUUAUAACUAGUAUUUUUCCAAAAAACUAGUUUUUGAUUUUAAAAGAGAUUUUUAAAAGUGAAAUUUAUGAAAAAAAUAACAAAAUAUUAUUGAAAAACUAUUUUUAUUUUAUUAAAAAUGUAUAUUUAUUUAAAAUUGUUAAUAAUUGACGUUCUAAAUGGAAAGAUAUUUAAAGUUAAUGAUUUAAAAAAUACUCAAUUACAAACCAUAAAAACAAACCUUUAAUAAAGACUAUAAAUGAGUUUAAAAACAUUUCCUUAAAAUAUAAAUACAUUUUUUUUUUCAUAAAAAAAACCAAAAACCCUUACAUUUAUGCCCGGUACUGUAACUAGUCCCUAAGCUCUGAAAACUAUCGUCUCUCAAACUAAACAGAUUCUAGAUCUAAAGUACGAGGAUAAACCAUAAAGCGACUCUUUCUUUAAAGAAAUCAUAGAAAAGGACACGGCAUUCAAAUGGGUUUCUAAGCACAACAACUAAAAAACAAAACAAAAAAUAAGUAAAAAAUAAAAAAUAAAAACUAAUCGACAAGAAAAACUUAGCCAAAAUGUACUGUGUUGUGUUUUUUACACUUUAUACCCCAAAAAACUGACAAAAAAUUAAAAAUUAAAGCCCAAAUAUAAAAAAAUGAUAUAAGAAUAUAUUCUCAAAAUUCGAAAGAGUUAAAAAAAAAACAUUUAUGAGGACAAUAACUUAAAAAAAAAGAUGGAAAAAUGUGGAAAUUAAAGGAAAAACAAAGGAAAGACUAUUUUCGAAAAACGAGAAAAUGAAAAAAAAUAUAUAAAUUCUUUUCUGGCACUGACUAAAAAAAAAAUACCAAAAAAUUACUGAAAAUUAUUGGAAAAAAAAAUUAUGAGAUUCAAGGCGAAAAAUAAGGGAUACAAAAAAGGGCGUGGCACAUAAAAACAACAAACAAAAGAAACAACUAUAGUUGCAGUUUUGAAAGAAAAAAGAAAUAAAAUAUAAUUUAUUUUAGAGGCACCUAUAGUUUUGAUUUAAUUUUGAACCCCGAACCACCUCCCUCCCAUCACUAGGCGACAGUAUAUCUGGCGAUAUAUAUAAAUUAUAUAUAAAAUAAAAAAUAAAUAUAUAAACAUUUAUAGUUAAGCACGCUCAAGUAUGUAUGUACAUAAGUUUCAAUUUGAUUUCUUUGAGAUAAAUAAAUUGUAGAACGAAUUGUGGCAAAGA